Microbotryum saponariae is the source of this 1031-nucleotide messenger RNA. The record is from the annotation of a GenBank genome assembly. NCBI's taxonomy places the organism in Eukaryota, Fungi, Basidiomycota, Microbotryomycetes, Microbotryales, Microbotryaceae.
AUGGUCAAAGCACAAGAACUUGAGAAAGGCGAUACGGUCAAGUAAGCCCCUCCACCCGGUCUCUGCCCCUCAUCGAUGCUCAUCACCCGGCCGCCGGCGCCGGUGGCUCCACCCCUACCCUCGCCCACCCAUCGACGAUCGGCAACCUCCUCGCUGACCUUCUCCUUCUCUCACACUCAGAUGGCAAUGGGGUUCCGGAGAACCUAAAGGUAAAGUCGAAGGUGUCGUAGAGGGGGACGCCAAAGUCACGACCAACAAGGGGAAUGAAGUGACGAGGAAGGGAAGUAAGUCGGGUCGAGCUAUAGGGACUCUCGAUCGGGAGUCAUCGAACCGAAUCAUCCUUCGGGGAUCGAUCUUGGUCAAGGAGUUGUCGAGUCGAGGUGCUAAUUCUGUGUUUGAUUUGCGGUUGUGUUACUCGAUUGUAGAUGAGGAGAACCCGGCUGUCAAGAUUAAAGCGGACAGUGGUGUAAGUUCCCUACAUCACCUCGUGCCUCGAGCCGAAAGUGACGAGAUUUUCACCCUCGAUCCCAAAUCAUUUCUCUGACUCGUAGAACAAGGCGAUCAAGAAAGCGUCGGAGCUCUCGGGUGUCGAGACGGGCAAAUCUAGUGGAGGGAAGAAGGGUGGGAACAAGAAGAAGGACAACGAUGAUGAGGACGAGGAGGCCCAGGAGGCCGAGGAGGCGGACGGGAAGGAAGACACCGACGACGACGACGACGACGAAGAAGAAUCUGCGGAGGACGAGAAGGCCAAGGCCAAGACUGAUAAACUGGCUUCCAAAUCCAAUGCAAAGUCUGCUCCCAAGUCGGAGAGCAACAAGCCUGCUUCCAAAGGCAAGAACGGUACCGCGACGAAAUCGAGCACGAAGGACGACGACGAGGACAAGUCAACUGUGCCUUCGAAACGCCCUCAACGAUCCGAGGCGGCCAAAACGGGUAAGAAGGCCGAGAAUACCGAGGACAAAGCAGAGGAUGACGCGGAAGAGGAUCCGAAGCAACCUCCUAAGAAGAAGGGCAAGGCCGCCAAGAAGUGA